AUGAAUGAUCAUCUUACUAUGCAGGUGUCCCGAGCAGAAAUCAGAAACGCAGUGUUUAGCAUUGGGAAAGAGCAAUCCCUUGGCUCUGAUGGCUUUACUGCUGCAUUCUAUCAAAGGUUUUGGGAGGAGAUAGGUUGGGAUGUGUCUGAAGCCAUUUUGUCCUUCUUCCAAACAGGCCGACUACUUCAUAGUGUGAAUCACACAUUACUGACGCUUAUCCCAAAAGUGGCCAAUGCUGAUUCCAUGCGCCAAAUGCGGCCUAUUGGGCUAUGCCAGGUUUUAUACAAAAUAAUUGCCAAAAUCCUUGCAUCAAGGCUAAGUUCCGUUCUUCCUCAGAUCAUUAGUCCAUUUCAAAAUGGUUUUGUUAAAGGGCGUUGCAUUUCCGAUAACAUUCUUAUUGGCCAGGAGGUAAUGCAAUUUCUCAAGACCAAGGUCCGGGGACAAGACAAAUGGAUGGCGUUAAAGCUCGACAUGGAAAAGGCGUAUGACCGAGUGGAAUGGGAGUUUCUUUUUCAGGUUAUGAAAUCGAUAGGCUUUUGUGAGAAGUGGAUGGUAUGGAUCAAAGCAUGCAUUUCAACAGUCCACUUUUUAGUUCUGCUCAAUGGAACGCAGUAUGGCUACUUCCAACCUCAGAGGGGGAUUCGCCAGGGGGAUCCGUUAUCCCCAUUGCUGUUUGCCAUCUACACCGAAGCAUUUUCUGCCAAACUCAGCCAAGAGAUUGCAUCGUCCUCCCUUCAUGAGUUAAGACUUCACAGGUACCUGGGCCUUCCUUCCCAAAUCCGCCGCUCUAAAUCCCUAUCUUUCCAAUUCAUUGAGGAAGAUUUGGCGGCUCGCAUCAGGAAUUGA
Molecule: messenger RNA, 846 nt
Organism: Linum trigynum
Lineage: Eukaryota; Viridiplantae; Streptophyta; Magnoliopsida; Malpighiales; Linaceae
Source: the annotation of a GenBank genome assembly